Molecule: messenger RNA, 1287 nt
Organism: Lasiodiplodia theobromae
Lineage: Eukaryota; Fungi; Ascomycota; Dothideomycetes; Botryosphaeriales; Botryosphaeriaceae
Product: Cyanovirin-N
Exons: 4
Coding region: 1-1287 (428 amino acids)
Source: RefSeq, a predicted model, not a curated record
AUGUCUUUCUCGAAAUCAUCCCACACCAUAACUUUGUCAUCUGAUUCCUUUUUGUCUGCAAAAUGCCGGACCUGUGACGGCGAAUGGCACGAAUCCACCAUCAGGCUGAACGACUUCUUGGGCAACGAGGAUGGCGCCUUCCAGCUUGGAGACCGGGAUUUUUCAUUGACGGCCAAAGACGCUGUUGUCGAGCAAACCGAAGACUGCACCGUCUUGAAGGCAUGUUUGAGGAAAAGGGAUGGCACCUGGCAGGACGCAUCUGUUGAGCUCGACGCCUUCAUCUCCAACCAGAAUGGCGAACUCUGCCUGGAGAUUGACGUUUUCCUGCCUUCCAUUUCCGAGGGCAUCACUCAGGAGCUGCAAACCCUGGUAACCAAGUGCGAGGCUUCAGCCAGAGAGCUCCAGGCAGGCAUCCGGAACAGCAUCACCGAGGGAACGUCUUCGGCAUUUUCCUCCAUCUCCUACGCCUUCCAGGGUAUUGAGGAUACCCAGCAUGCAUUGAGAGACGCACGUGUGGAUAUAACUCACACGAUUCAGCACCAAGCCAUCUUCAUAAAUACUCUGUUCAUGAAGAGUAUGAAGGAAUGGACGAUAGUCGAAGAUGCAGUGGCUGCAAGCAGUCAGCGAGUCAAAGAAUUCCAGCACACGCAGUUGCAUGAUGCAACGAUGGAGGUGGAGAGAACAGAGCAGAAGAUUUCAGCUCAGAUAAAAGAGACGCAAAGGAGAAGGACACGGACUGAGGAGCAGAUUAAGUCUUUGCAAAAACAGAUCGAUUUGAAUGAAGAGGCCCAUAAAGCAGCAGAGGAGCAGGCUGAGGCAGCGAAUGGCCGGACGAUUGGAUAUUCGAUUGCCUCUGUGAUACUUCCUUUCAUAUUCAUACCCCUCGCAGUCGCUGCGGGAGAAAGGGAAGACUGGGGCAAACGAAAAGACGGAUUCCGAAGGAAAGUCAACGAAGCAAGAAUGGCCCAAGGCACGCAGAUUCAGCUCUUGCAACGCUUGGAGGAAGGCAUGGAGGAGGCCGAAAGGAGCAAGGAAAAGUGCCUGGCCCUCCGCAGGCAGACAGAAAGGCUUACCGAAGACCUCAACCACUUCGAGGCCGGGAUUCAUGAGUUGAAAAAGAGCAUGACGGUCUUUUCCUUGAGCCUCAGACGAGCCGAGACCAGUGCGGUAACGGCGUUCCAAUACAGCCAGACGCUGGAAGAAGGACGGGCCAUCUUGAACGAUGCUUUACGGCUCAAGUCGGAACUUUCGGAAGGCCAUAAAUUACAACGCAUGCUGGAGAUCUGA